AUGAAAAUAGGAUAUAAUGAAAUAAUGAUAAUAUCAAAGUAUUUUGAUGAUAUUAAUGAUUUUAUUAAUUUAGAAAUGAGAGUUAAAAGAUUUCAAGGAAAUAUGGAACGAUUUCAUUUUAAUCCAAUUCCAUUAAAUCAAUAUUCAAGAAAAUUGUUUCCUAAUAUUGAAACAUUUCUUAUUUAUAAUGAAAAAGAUGAAAUAUUUGAAGAUGGAAGAAUAAAUAAUUAUGUAAUAUGGCAUAAAGUGAAAUAUAGAGUGAUAUAUAAAGGUACAAUACCACCAGAAGUUACAUCACUUGGAGUUGAAUGUUUUUCUAAUUAUAAAGAUUUAAUAACAUUUAGGAUCCCAACAAUUAUUAAUAAAUUAGGAGUUUCUUGUUUCCAUGGAUGUAAUGAAGAAAGAAUAUUUGUAAAUGAAACGAUAUUAAUUAGUAUUGAAAUACCAAGAAAUCCAGAAAUAAUAAAUAGAAAAAAUAUAGAAAAGAAAAAUAUCAAUGCACCUAUUAUCCCAACUACAAUUAGUAAAUUAGGUGAUUAUCGUUUUGAAGAUUGUACCACAUUGAGGUUAAUUAUUAUACCAACGAGUGUAAGUGAACUAGGAGAAUAUUGUUUUAUUAAUUGUACAUCAUUAACUAGUAUUGACAUACCAACAACAGUUAGUGAAAUAGGAAAUGGAUGUUUUGAUGGAUGUUUCAGAAAAAAAAAUGAAAAAGAACAAAAUGUUAAAGAAAAUAUAUUAUCAAAAAUAUUAUACAAGUAA
This is a messenger RNA of Entamoeba histolytica HM-1:IMSS, 762 nucleotides long. RefSeq lists its product as uncharacterized. The coding region runs from base 1 to 762 and encodes 253 amino acids. The transcript is spliced from 3 exons. The record is from RefSeq and is a predicted model, not a curated record. NCBI's taxonomy places the organism in Eukaryota, Evosea, Mastigamoebida, Endamoebidae.